Molecule: messenger RNA, 807 nt
Organism: Trichoderma atroviride IMI 206040
Lineage: Eukaryota; Fungi; Ascomycota; Sordariomycetes; Hypocreales; Hypocreaceae
Cellular component (GO): cytoplasm
Molecular function (GO): aldehyde-lyase activity
Source: RefSeq, a predicted model, not a curated record
AUGGGCACAAUCGCGGCAAAUAGCUUGCAGCUUUGUGCUGCUUCAAAGAAGUUAUGCACAGCAUUCGGUAUUCGAUUAGUGACCAAUCCCCAAAUCGUGAGACUUGCGAAAAAUGCAGGCUUCGACUCUCUCUUCAUCGACUUGGAAUAUUCAACUCUAUCUCUAGACCAGGCUAGUGCGCUUUGUUCUGCAGGACUUCAGAUUGGAAUUACACCGUUCGUUCGGGUUCCAUAUCAAUGCGGAGAAGGGUUGGUGCAGCGCGUCUUGGACGGAGGAGCCCUAGGGGCCAUAUUCCCCCAUAUACAUAACAAGACCGAUGCCCAGGCAGCUGUGUCAAUAUCCAAAUACCCGCCAAUGGGCAGACGAUCGAUGACUGGCCAGCUCCCUGCGUUUGGUUUAAAUGCCACCCCAAUUAGCAAAGUCAUAGAAGAGACGAACGCAACGGGAUCUUCGGUCGUGUUGAUGAUUGAAACAAGAGAAAGCAUCGAUAACAUCGAUGAGAUUGCGGCGGUUCCGGGAGUUGAGGUGCUGUUAGUUGGGUCUAAUGAUCUCUCCAUAGAGUUGGAAGUUGCUGGCCAAUUCAAGAGCCCCGAGUUCCGCGGAGCAUUGGAGGCCGUUAGCAAAGCUUGUAAGAAACAUGGCAGAGUGAUGGGGCUUGCUGGAAUAUACGAAACCCCGGAGCUGCAAAACUGGGCAAUCAAGGAGCUCGGCGUGGGCUAUAUAUUAGGCCAGCAGGACUCGGGACUGUUGGCUAGAUCGACGAAGGAGGUAGUGCACGACCUGGACACGAUCGCAGCGGGCAUGUAA